UUUCAUAACUUCCUUCUAUGGUCCUAGAAAGAUUGAGUUUUUUUUUAGGGUUUUACAGCUCGUGAUGAAACAGAGAGAGAGCAAGAGUGAAAAAGAGAGUUUUUUUUUCUUUUUUUUUUAAUUUGUCAGAUUAUUUAGUGGGGUUGCCUUGUUUCAGAAAUCCUCUGCUUCGUUGGCUGUGAGUAGUUGGCAAUUAAGCCUUGUCCUCUUGGUGAACUUUCCUAGGCUUUAUUUCUUUGUUCUUUCUUUCUCUCUCUUUUUCUCAUCCAAACAAAACCCAUUUCAAAAUUUCUCUUCUAUUUUUCCCUUUUUUCCAUUCUGAAAUUCCACAAAUCCUCUCAGCACAACCAAAGAAACAUCAUAACUUUGUUAAGGAAUGAAUGGUUCUACAAUAACAAAUUCUGAAACAGACAACUCUGAAUAUGUUGAAGUUGAUCCCACCGGAAGAUAUGGAAGAUACAAUGAAGUUCUUGGCAAAGGAGCAUCGAAGACAGUUUACAGAGCUUUCGAUGAAUACGAUGGCAUUGAAGUGGCGUGGAAUCAAGUGAAGCUUUGUGAUUUUCUUCAAACUCCUGAAGAUCUCGAAAGGCUGUAUAGAGAAAUCCAUUUGUUGAAGACCUUAAAACACAGUAACAUAAUGAAAUUUUAUUCCUCUUGGGUUGACACUGCAAAUAGAAACAUUAACUUUGUUACAGAGAUGUUUACUUCUGGGACUCUUAGACAAUAUAGGCUAAAGCAUAAGAGAGUGAAUAUCAGAGCUGUGAAGCAUUGGUGUAGACAGAUUUUAAAAGGGCUUCUCUAUCUUCACAGCCAUGACCCUCCUGUAAUCCACAGAGACCUUAAAUGUGACAAUAUCUUUGUAAAUGGGAAUCAAGGGGAAGUCAAAAUUGGUGAUCUCGGUCUUGCUGCUAUUCUUCGUAAAUCCUAUGUAGCUCGAUGUGUUGGAACACCAGAGUUUAUGGCUCCAGAGAUUUAUGAAGAGGAGUAUAAUGAAUUGGUUGAUAUAUAUUCUUUUGGAAUGUGCAUUUUAGAGAUGGUUACUUUUGAAUAUCCAUACAGUGAAUGCACCCACCCUGCUCAAAUUUACAAGAAAGUUAUCUCUGGGAAGAAACCAGAUGCUUUGUAUAAGGUAAAGGAUCUCAAGGUUCGAUGUUUCGUCGAGAAAUGCUUGGCUACUGUAUCUACUAGGCUGUCUGCUAGGGAGCUUUUGAAUGACCCUUUUCUUCAAAUUGAUGGUUGUGAUUCUUUAAUGAGGCCAAUAGAUUACUAUUCAGAAUAUGAUGAAGUAAACAAUUCCCUUAUCAGAGGAGGGCCUUUUUAUGGAAUUCCUCAUGGUUCUUUGGAUAAUGGGUAUGUGAAUUAUUUUGGUCAUGAGGCUGGGAAUGGUUUGGAUUACUGUCUGAUUGAUAACGAAGCGAGUGAAAUUGAUCUUUUCUCCUGUCAAGAGGAUGAGCAUUUGGCAGAUGUUGAUAUCACUAUUAAAGGGAGAAGAAGAGGCGACGACGAUAUCUUUCUACGACUCCGGAUUGCAGAUAAAGAAGGUCGAAUUCGAAACAUCUACUUUCCCUUUGAUUUAGAAAACGAUAGUGCUUUGAGUGUUGCAAAUGAGAUGGUUUCUGAGCUUGACAUUACCGAUCAAGAUGUGAAGAAGAUUGCUGAUAUGAUAGAUGGUGAGAUUGCUACAUUGGUGCCAGAAUGGAAGAGGGGAAAGAGAUCGGAGGAAACUCCAGAUUGCACUGAUUCUAAUGUUUGUCACAAUUGUGCUUUAAACAGUUCUCUUUUGGAUUAUGUUUCGCCACAUAAUCCCGCGACGAAGAACCUGCACAUUCUUCAGUGUUCUGAAGAGCAUGGUUGUGCUUCUAUCCAUGGACGUUUUGAAGAGAUUACAUACCAAGUUGAGGGGUCAGAACAGUUCAAUGGAGACGAAAACUUGCAUAGAACAUUGGAGAAUUCAAGCGAUAUCCAUUAUGCCGAUAUUUGGGCGCAACGAGAUGGACCAGAUAUAGUUUCUCAAGAAUCUUUAGAAUCUUGCAAUGAAUCACAUGGAACAUCAGAACAGCCGAAACUCGAGAAGGAAGAAAGUAAUGUAAAUAUGGACAAUAAUGUUCAUCAAAUGGAAUUCCAAACAAGAAACUCUAGCUCAUCAAAUCCUUUGCUGUCCUUUGUCGAUGAUCACGAGAACGAAAUUCGACAAGAACUAAGAUGGCUCAAGGCUAAAUAUCAAAUGCAGUUAAGAGAGCUAAGGGAUCAACAGUUAGGAGUCAAGACAAAAUCUCUUAGCUUGCACCCAAAUCCCAACCUCGCUGAGACCGACAGCGGAGCUUCGGUAUCUUUGCUUUCACCAAACUUCAAUGAAGCAGCAAAAAAUAAGCCUGUACUAACAUCUCUCUCCUUUGGCAAGAAUAUCACUUCACAUUCCCCCAAUGUAGCUGCUGAUAACAUUUUGGAAAACCAAACCUUUCAAGACAACAAAGUCGUUGUCGACAAGCCGAGUAGUCCUGAGCUGAUGGUUACUGCCAAGAGUUUCUAUACAGGAACAUUGUUUCCUCAUUCUCUUCAAAGAGCAACCUCACUUCCUGUUGAUGCCAUAGACUUUUAGAAUCAUCUAGUGAAACUCACCAAUACUUCACAUGUUCUAAUUCCAUUAGCCCCAACAACAAAAUGGUAUAACUAGAUAUAGUUCAAGUCCCAACAAGGGAAAAAUACAUUCCAAAAGCUCUUUCUUAUCCCCAAGGCUUUCAUAAAAGAGAGCCCAUUUGUUUGAAUUUGUAGAUCCCCUUUGAGAUUAUGAGCUGUUUGGCCUUAUUUGCUUGUCAAUUGGCAAGCUCAGAUGCCAUUUUGAGCCAAAGUGGAAUGGUCCCUUGUGACUCCUUGAAGGCUUAUAUUGAAUAUGCCAUGAGCCUGAUUGCGGCUGGAAGCUCCAAGUUGGCCAACUUGGUUGGAUAUUAAAGCCACUCCAUAACUUUUAAUGUGAGGCUGUUGUGGCUCUGUACCAAACUUUGAAAACAAAUAUGAAAAUACACCUCUUUUUUGCCAUUCUAAUGUAGACUCUUAGGACUCUUUUUGAGGCA
Benincasa hispida (wax gourd) is the source of this 3071-nucleotide messenger RNA. Its product is annotated as putative serine/threonine-protein kinase WNK9. The record is from RefSeq and is a predicted model, not a curated record. Gene Ontology annotation, biological process: protein phosphorylation. NCBI's taxonomy places the organism in Eukaryota, Viridiplantae, Streptophyta, Magnoliopsida, Cucurbitales, Cucurbitaceae. Gene Ontology annotation, molecular function: protein serine/threonine kinase activity; ATP binding.